AUGUCUUUCCCCUACCGAUCAGUCAAGAACAUCCAAGCACUUCCAAGCAUAUACACGGUUUUCCCUGCAACUCACAGCAACGCUCAGACAAGUAUCGACUCGGCCAUCAAUUCUGGAACCUGUCUGAUUAAACAUAUUGAAGAUGGCAUCGAGGUAGUUCCCUUCGAAUGGUGCAAGGGCAGUUCAGCCCCGAUACUUAGUCCCGAUCAGGACGAGAAAGAGGUCUUGUUCGAACCUCAGACUAGGAUGAAAAUAGCAGAGAAGCCUCUACCAAGUCUGCCUAGAAGUACCUGGCAACGUAUGUCCACUAGAAAGCGUAUACUAUCGCUGCUCUUUACGCAAUGCAUCAUGCUUAUAACGAUUGGACUGGCUUUGAUGAGCGUAGAACGACGCUCGGCCCAAAGCAAUCUUGCACCCCAGACUCAUACAUCAGGCAACGAUUCUGCACAUUCCAAGGCGUUCCACUCGAUCCCGCGUGGGAUAUUUGCAAUCUCAAUUCCGCGCCCACAACAACAAAGCUCGGCCUGUCUUGCAGACUUGAACGACGCGGUAGCAUGGCAAUGUGCAUCAAACAUGACCUUGCAAUUAAGCAUCUUACCUUCACCAGCCGACAACAACAACACAACAUUCAUCACCUUGGGGCCCCUCCCUGCCAACAAUAACCUCCAACCCGGCCACCAAUUCUCCCAUCUCCCACCAACCCAACUAACAGUACCCAUCCACGCCCCCUCCAACGAUGAGACAUACCAAUUCCAAACCACACACACCAAGACCGUGUACCUCCACGCAUCCGAGCUAUCCACACACCACACCCCAACACCCCCCACCCUCCAAUCCUCCAACUCCUUCUGGCGCUGCACAUUCACCCAAACCAACCUCCAAGGCUCCAUCUCCAUCCACCAGCCAGAAACCACCACUCCUACAACCCCGCCUUCCACUAUACUACCCAUCCCCUCCUUCCCCCACACUAUCACGCUAUUCGAAUCCAUCUCACCAGCCGCGCAAUCCCCUUACUGCGAGAAAAUCACGCUCCAAGACGACGGCAGCGUAGCCACGGUGUCGGAACCGGUGCUGCUUCCGCUCGGCCAAUCUUCGACUGGACGGGCGCGGGCGUGGGAUGGGGAUGGGGAUGGGUGCUUGUGUAAAUGGGUUGUAGGCUGA
Messenger RNA from Plenodomus lingam JN3, 1161 nucleotides. RefSeq lists its product as uncharacterized. The record is from RefSeq and is a predicted model, not a curated record. NCBI's taxonomy places the organism in Eukaryota, Fungi, Ascomycota, Dothideomycetes, Pleosporales, Leptosphaeriaceae.